This is a messenger RNA of Hemiscyllium ocellatum (epaulette shark), 1317 nucleotides long. RefSeq lists its product as uncharacterized. The transcript is spliced from 10 exons. The record is from RefSeq and is a predicted model, not a curated record. The coding region runs from base 1 to 1317 and encodes 438 amino acids. Lineage: Eukaryota; Metazoa; Chordata; Chondrichthyes; Orectolobiformes; Hemiscylliidae.
AUGCCCAGUCGCUGCCCCUUGACCACAGGACACAGGCUCAGUGCCGGCCACAAUACGCAUGCCCAGUCCCGUACCCUUGAUCUGCAGAGCGCAGGCUCAGAGCCGGCCGCUUCCGAGCCACUCGGCCAUAAUACGCAUGCCUCAUCCCGUCCUCUUGGCCUACAGAGCGCAGGCUCAGUGCCGGCCGUAUCCAGGCCACUCGGCGAUAGUAACUUCAUGCCGUUUGGUCAAAGGGCGCAGGCUCAGUGCCGGCCGCUUGGCGGUAAUGCGCAUGCCCGUUUCCAGCUGUUUACUCAGUCGUUGGUAGGCACCACACAAUCUACCAGGAAGAACUGGAAGAAAUUUGGCAAAAUGAUUUUGCUAUCCAUAAUUACUUCCAUACUUUGCACCUAUAGUUAUGCUUUUGAACGUCAAGGCAACUGCAAAACUCAGUGGUUUGACCGUGAUGACCCAUCGGGUAAUGGUGAUUAUGAAGAUCUUGUAAAUCUAAGAAAAGCGUAUCCUAAUCAAAUCUGCAGUAACCCGACUACUUGUGAAGUGGAGACGACAUCAGGAAUUUUAGAAUCAAGCUCCGGGGACAACAUCACUGAGUGCAGUGUUUCUUCUGGAUUUAUUUGCACAAAUAAGGACCAACAGGAUGGCAAAUGUGAAGAUUUCAAAAUACGAUUUACCUGCCCUGAAUCUUUUUGCAGCUGCAAAACUGAGUGGUUUGAUCGCGAUGACCCAUCAGGCAAAGGUGAUUCUGAGGACCUUGUGAAUCUUCGUAAAGACUAUCCUGAGCAGAUCUGCAGUAACCCCAUUGCCUGCGAAGUGGCGACCACAGCUGGAGAUUCAGCUGGAAGCACUGGAGACAAUAUCCCCGAGUGCAGCAUAUUGAAUGGCUUUACUUGUACGAAUGCAGACCAAGAAGAUGGCAACUGUAAAGAUUACAAAAUUCGAUUUAUCUGCCCUGAAUCUUUUUUUCAUUGGUUGUCUCAUUGGGCUUUUGCUGACAUCUUGGAGUUUGUGGAAGCAUUCCCAUCACCUCAUUCGGUUGAUGAAUUCCUCAGCGUCUACCUCUGCAAGACAUGUCAGAUCAUCAACAUGGAUACUACCAUCACAUGCCAGAAGACGGUCCACAUGCACAUGGAAGAUACAUGCAACUGCAAAACCCAGUGGUUUGAUCGUGAUAACCCAUCGGUAACUGGUGACUAUGAAGAUCUUGAGAAUCUGCGAAAAGAAUAUCCCAAUCAGAUUUGCAGUAGCCCGACUGCCUGUGAAGUGGAGACAACUACAGGAGUUCCAGCUUCAAACACCGGCGAUAACAUCCCUGAGUAA